Messenger RNA from Zingiber officinale, 687 nucleotides. Its product is annotated as glutathione S-transferase T3-like. The record is from RefSeq and is a predicted model, not a curated record. NCBI's taxonomy places the organism in Eukaryota, Viridiplantae, Streptophyta, Magnoliopsida, Zingiberales, Zingiberaceae. Bases 1 to 687 code for a protein of 228 amino acids. The transcript has 2 exons.
AUGGGCAACGAAUCAGAUGAAGACCAUAACAAGCGAACAGUAUGGACAGUGGCUGAUGAUAAGCUCCUUGCAGCGGCCUAUACAAUUAUGAGUGAAGAUUCAGUAGUUGGUAAUGCGCAGAAGAGUGAGUCAUUUUGGAAACAAGUUGUGACAUAUUUCAAUACCAAUCGAGCUAAGGGAGCUAAAAAGAGAACUGCGGAGAAAGCAAAAUCACAUUCGGCUUCAUUAAAAAAGAUCGUAAAUAGAUACAAUGGAAUCUACAAUAAAUGGUAUAAUGAUCGACCAAGCGGAUGGAGUGAUGAGGAUUUGAUGGUGCGAGCUCAUGAAGAAUACAGGAAUCAACGGGCUAUAAAAAAAGCAAGAACAUCAGAAUCAUCAGGUGCACAUACUGACUCUUCUAAUUCUAACAUAACUGCUGAUAUAGAUGAUAGAGAAAUCCGAUCUCAUCCAAUGGGACAGAAGACAGCAAAGAGGAAAGACAGAGAAAGAGUAGGCUUACUUGAUGAAUUGAAUCAGGCUAUGCAACAAUCAAUGGUGCUUUUGGAAGAGUAUAAUAACAAUAAGAAAGUUGAUCAACUCAUCCAAGCACAUCAACUCCUCGUAAUGGACACACGAGGCAUGACUGAUGAACAACUUCAAAAUCAUCUAGCAAUAUGUGAACAACUGAAGAAAAAAUUAAACAUGUAG